Messenger RNA from Talaromyces amestolkiae, 2262 nucleotides. RefSeq lists its product as uncharacterized. The transcript has 3 exons. Bases 1 to 2262 code for a protein of 753 amino acids. NCBI's taxonomy places the organism in Eukaryota, Fungi, Ascomycota, Eurotiomycetes, Eurotiales, Trichocomaceae. The record is from RefSeq and is a predicted model, not a curated record.
AUGAAGACCGUCUACACUGCCAUUCCCUUGGCCCUGUUGGCUGCCGUCGCUCAGGCUGAGUCCCAAGCUCUCGGCGCCAAACAGUCUCGUGAUGUUACCAGUCACGAGGAUCAUGGUCAUGACAACGGUGGUCAUGAUUUCCUAGGCGACAACAGUGAGAAGGGUGAUUUCCUCGGCGAUACUUAUGACCACGACUUCCUCGGUAGUGGCUUCAACGAGCCUCACAAGCAUGUUCAAGGCGGACAUGGUGAGCCAUCUGCUGGAGGCGAAGGUGACGAUGACCUGGCUCCUGGAUUCGUUUCUUCGUCGACCGACUCUCCAUUCGGCGGACCACAUAACUUCAAUGAACAGUCUGGCCCAGAUGUCUUUACUGGAGACAACGAAAUUGACGACGGCAUCAACAACGACAACAUCGUCAUCACCCCGGUCACCAGCUUCCAACAAGCCCAGGCUCAGGAGCAGGACGUUAAUGUCGUGCCCCCUCCCGGUCCUCCACAUGGUGGUCCUGGACCUGUUGAGCACCAGCCCGAGCAGCUCCCUCCCCAACAGCACUCGGAGCCUAAGCAAGCCCCUCCCGAGGAACAGCAUGACGCACCCGCUCCUCCUGCUUACAAGCCUGAGCCUCAGCCUAAAGUAGUGACCCCUGAGCCGACUCCAACUUCUUAUACACCUGCUCAUGCUCCUGCUUCCGAUCCUACUCCUGCUCCAGUCUACGAGCCAACCCCCGAGAGAUCUGAGGGAGAACCCCCGUGCCCUGAAGGCGAGGAUGGUAGCGAGCCUGUGCCUCGGCCACAUGGUGCUGACGCCUAUGCACCGCCUGUUGCUGCUAAGGGAGACGCCAAGCCCUACCCUGAGGGGAACCACCCUGAAGCCUACCGCGAGGGUCAUCCCGAAAGCUACCAUCCAGCUCCGGGAAACCCUUUCCAGCCGCCGCAGCCACCUCAACCUCCACAUGUUCAGCCUCCCUUCCCUUUCCCACGCCCCGGCCACUCUGAUGAUGAUGACGAUGAUGACUACUCUUUGCCAAUUCCUCACCUUGGUCCUCACCCAGGCCCUGUCCUGCUGGUCCUUCUGCUGAUCACGGCAGCUACCCUGCUCCCGAGCCCGAGAAAGGUCAUGACAGCUAUCCUGCACCUGUCUCCUACCCUGGUACUCAAUCCGGGCCAGGUUCCAAUAGCUACCCAGCUCCUCAACCCGGGCCAGGACAAGACAGCUAUCCUGCUCCUCAACCUGGCUCAGGUCACGACAGCCACACUGCUCCUGCAACUGGGCCAGGUCACGACAGCUACCCKGCUCCUCAACCUGGGUCAGGUCACGACAGCUACACUGCUCCUCCAACUGGGCCAGGUCACGACAGCUACACUGCUCCUCAACCUGGGUCAGGUCACGAUAGUUAUCCUGCUCCUCAACCUGGGCCAGGUUCCAAUAGCUACCCUGCUCCUCCAACUGGUUCAGGUCAUGACAGCUACCCUGCUCCUCCAACUGGAUCAGGUCAUGACAGCUACCCUGCUCCUCCAACUGGAUCAGGUCAUGACAGCUACCCUGCUCCUCCAACUGGUCCAGGUCACGACAGCUACCCUGCUCCUCCAACUGGUUCAGGUCAUGACAGCUACCCUGCUCCUCCAAUUGGGUCAGGAUCCAAUAGCUAUUCUGCUCCUCAAUCCGGGUCAGGUUCUGAUAGCUACCCUGCUCCUCCUACUGGGCCAGGAUCCAAUAGCUACCCUGCUCCUCAAACUGGAUCAGGUCAUGACAGCUACCCUGCGCCUGUUUCCUACCCUGCGCCGGGUGACAAAGAUGAGCAUGGUACCUACCCACAGCCGCCCUCACCUGGGUCUUACCCUCAACCAGAUCACGAUGGCUCUGACCUACCGCGAACCUACCCCUGGUCAGCCCGAGACCAAGCCAGUGCCUGGGUCUGAUACAAGCAAGCCUUACUCUCCGGGCCAUGAAUACAGCAAGCCUCCCACCCAGCCAUAUGUGCCUCAGGUAACUCCUUACCAUUCCUCCUCGGCCAAAGUUCAGCCAUCUCAUGCUCCAUCUUCGAGUCGUCAUGCGUCUUAUGGGUACUCUUCUCACUCUCACGCUGCAUCUCACACCACAACAUCUUGCACUUGGACCAGCACCACUCACAAGACUGAUGCUCCCAGCCCCACUGCCCCCAAACCCGCCUCUCCGUCCACUUAUACCGGUGGUGCUGGUAUCGUUGGUGUUCCCGGAGGCUUCGGUAUGGCCGUCAUUGGUGCUCUGGCCUUCCUUUUGUGA